Molecule: messenger RNA, 1632 nt
Organism: Mercurialis annua (annual mercury)
Lineage: Eukaryota; Viridiplantae; Streptophyta; Magnoliopsida; Malpighiales; Euphorbiaceae
Product: COMPASS-like H3K4 histone methylase component WDR5B
Exons: 2
Coding region: 319-1269 (316 amino acids)
Cellular component (GO): Set1C/COMPASS complex
Molecular function (GO): histone binding
Source: RefSeq, a predicted model, not a curated record
AGUGAGCCUUUUGCUAUCAAUUAAGGAACCGCCAAUUGGGCCUUAGUUGCUUUGCUGAACUGCCUAUAUAAAUUCUAUCAACACCACCGUGUAAAUCUUUUUUACGCGCAGAUUGAUAGAACCGCCUCAAAAACUCACGAACAAGCAGUCUCUUGCUUCAACGACGGCGUCCUUCUAUCCUAAGCCUCUGCUGGCAAAACCCUAAUCAUCUGGUCAGUUUUAGAAUUAGUCUCAAAUCCGUCACUAUAGCAUAGGACCUAACUACACCGUAAAUUGUAAUAAUCUGAUCACAAAUUAUCCGACAACGGUGACCUGCAAAUGGCCAGCGGAGGAACGACCGCCCCGCCGCCACCGUAUCAGCCAUACCGUCUUAUAAAAACUUUAACGACCCACGAAUCCGCCGUCUCCUGUGUAAAAUUCUCCAUCGACGGCAAUCUUUUAGCCUCAGCCUCCCUCGACAAAACCCUAAUUAUAUGGUCAGCCUCCACCUUCGCUCUCCUCCACCGCCUAGUCGGCCAUUCCGAGGGCGUCUCCGAUCUCGCCUGGUCCUCGAAUUCUCACUACAUCUGCUCCGCCUCCGACGACCGCACUCUCCGCAUCUGGGACGCUCGAUCCCCUUUUGAUUGCCUCAAAACCCUAAAAGGCCACUCCGACUUCGUAUUCUGCGUCAAUUUUAAUCCCCAGUCUAAUCUAAUCGUGUCCGGUUCAUUCGACGAAACGAUUCGUAUUUGGGAGGUUAAAACCGGGAAGUGCGUGAGAGUAAUUAAUGCUCACACUAUGCCGGUGACCGCGGCUCAUUUUAACAGAGACGGUUCUUUGAUUGUCUCCGGUAGUCACGACGGUUCUUGUAAGAUUUGGGAAGCUUCUAGCGGCGCGUGUUUGAAGACUCUCAUUGAUGAUAAAGUCCCUUCUGUUUCGUUCGCAAAAUUCUCUCCGAACGGCAAAUUUAUCCUCGUUGCCACUCAUGAUAGCACCCUUAAGCUGUGGAAUUAUUCGACGGGGAAGUUCUUGAAGAUGUAUGCGGGACAUACGAACAGAGCGUACUGCAUAGCUUCAACAUUUUCGGUGACGAGGGGGAAAUUUAUUGUGAGUGGGUCGGAAGAUCAUUGUGUAUACUUGUGGGAUUUACAGUCGAAGACUAUGGUUCAGAAACUUGAAGGACAUUGUGAUACUGUUAUUUCUGUAACUUGUCAUCCUCGCCAGAAUAAGAUUGCUUCUGCUGGUCUUGACCGUGAUAGAACUAUCAAAAUCUGGAGUCAAGAUCCAUAGAAACUGUAUUUGCUGAAUUAAUACUACAAUGAACUUGAAUUUUGUUGCUAAAACAAGUUCGAAGAUGGUUGUCAUAAUUUUGUAUCGCGAUUGUUUUAUAUCUCAAAUCAAAUCAGUGGUAAUUAGGCAUGAGUUUUGUCUAAAAAAUUUGCAGUUGAAUUCAUAAUGUAUGAGCUGAUGACUCAGAUAUGAGGUUAUAUUGUAAGUUUUGUUAAAAAAAUUUGCAGUUGAAUUCAUAAUGUGAGAGCUGUUGACGCGGAUAUGAGGUUAUAUUGUAACUAUCUGAUAUUAUAACGUGGAAGUCUCAUAAAUACUGUUGAACUUGACUUGAGUUUGAUGGAGUUGAAUUAUGGGAUUAAUAGA